Molecule: messenger RNA, 2855 nt
Organism: Trematomus bernacchii (emerald rockcod)
Lineage: Eukaryota; Metazoa; Chordata; Actinopteri; Perciformes; Nototheniidae
Product: alpha-actinin-1
Biological process (GO): actin cytoskeleton organization; muscle cell development
Cellular component (GO): stress fiber; cell junction; cell projection
Molecular function (GO): calcium ion binding; actin filament binding
Source: RefSeq, a predicted model, not a curated record
GCGGAGACAGCGGCGAACAGGAUCUGUAAAGUGCUGGCGGUGAACCAGGAGAACGAGCAGCUGAUGGAGGACUAUGAGAAGCUGGCCUCUGAUCUGUUGGAGUGGAUCCGGCGCACCAUCCCCUGGCUGGAGAACCGCCUGCCGGAGAACACCAUGGCGGCCAUGCAGCAGAAGCUGGAGGACUUCAGGGAUUACCGCCGCCUUCACAAGCCGCCCAAAGUGCAGGAGAAAUGCCAGUUGGAGAUCAACUUCAACACGCUGCAGACCAAGCUGAGGCUCAGCAACCGGCCCGCCUUCAUGCCCUCCGAGGGGAAGAUGGUGUCGGACAUCAACAAUGCGUGGGGGGGUCUGGAGGGAGCGGAGAAAGGGUACGAGGAGUGGCUCCUCAACGAGAUCCGCCGACUGGAGAGACUCGACCAUCUGGCCGAGAAGUUCCGUCAGAAAGCAACGAUCCACGAAGCCUGGACUGAAGGUAAGGAGGCCAUGCUGCAGAAGCACGACUACGAGACGGCCUCUCUGUCGGAGAUCAAAGCUCUGCUGAAGAAACACGAGGCGUUCGAGAGCGACCUCGCCGCCCAUCAGGACCGGGUGGAGCAGAUCGCCGCCAUCGCACAGGAGUUAAAUGAGCUGGACUACUACGACUCCCCCAGUGUGAACGCUCGCUGUCAGAAUAUCUGCGACCAGUGGGACGCUCUGGGAGCUCUGACCCAUAAACGCAGCGAGGCUCUGCAGAGAACUGAGAAGCUUCUGGAAACCAUCGACCAGCUGUACCUGGAGUUCGCCAAACGAGCGGCGCCCUUCAACAACUGGAUGGAGGGCGCCAUGGAGGACCUGCAGGACACCUUCAUCGUGCACACCAUCGAGGAGAUCCAGGGAUUGAGCACGGCCCACGAGCAGUUCAAGGCCACGCUGCCCGAGGCGGACAAAGAGCGGCAGGCGAUCCUCGGGAUCCACAACGAGAUCGCUAAGAUCGUGCAGACGUACCACGUCAACAUGGCCGGAACAAACCCGUACACCACCAUCAACCCUCAGGAGGUCAACGCCAAGUGGGACAAGGUGCGGCAGCUGGUUCCUCAGAGGGACCAGGCUCUGAUCGAGGAGCACGCCCGGCAGCAGAACAACGAGCGUCUGCGCAGACAGUUCGCCAACCAGGCCAACGUGAUCGGACCCUGGAUCCAGACCAAGAUGGAGGAGAUCGGGCGCAUCGCGAUGGAGAUGAACGGCACGCUGGAGGAUCAGCUGACUCACCUCCGUCAGUACGAGAAGAACAUCGUCAACUACAAGCCAAAGAUCGACCAGCUGGAGGGAGACCACCAGCUGAUCCAGGAGGCGCUCAUCUUCGACAACAAGCACACCAACUACACCAUGGAGCACAUCCGUGUGGGCUGGGAGCAGCUGCUCACCACCAUCGCCCGCACCAUCAACGAGAUCGAGAACCAGGUCUUAACGAGAGACGCUAAAGGCAUCAGCCAGGAGCAGCUGAACGAGUACCGAGCCUCCUUCAACCACUUCGACAGGGAUCACUCGGGCACUCUGGGUGCGGAGGAGUUCAAGGCCUGCCUGAUCAGCCUGGGCUUCGAUAUCGCCAACGAUGCACAGAAGAGAUCAGGAUUCAUGGAUGCUGAAGACUUCAAAACCUGCCUUAUCUCCAUUGGUUACAACCUGGGUGAGAACGAGUUUUCCCGCAUCAUGAGCAUCGUGGAUCCCAACAGGAUGGGCAUCGUCACGUUCCAGGGGUUCAUCGACUUCAUGUCCCGAGAGACGGCGACACGGACACCCGCCGACCAGGUCGUCGCCUCCUUCAAGGUCCUUGGGCCGGUGGACAAUAACUACAUUUUACCGGACGAGCUGCGCCGCGAGCUUCCUCCGGACCAGGCGGAUUACUGCAUCGCCCGCAUGGCUCCGUACUCCGGGCCGGACGGGGUCCCCGGGGCCCUCGACUACAUGUCCUUCUCCACGGCUCUGUACGGAGAGAGCGACCUCUGAACUCUGACUUCCUGCUUCAUCACCGCCACGUCCUCCUCCUCCUCCUCCAGCACCAACCUCCUGUCCUCCUGCCAUCAUUUUUGUAUCUAGACAAAAGGCACCAGACUCCAUUGAUAGGUCAUUUUACCUGACCAGUGUAUGGGAGUUGCUGGUCCACUGCUGCAUGGAUCAGUUAGUUAGUUUGUGUUGUUGUGUGACUUCUGAGUUUUAAAAGGUUAGUUCAGAGUCCCCGAAAUCCCACAAUAACACAGACUAACUGACUGAAGUAGCAACUCCUGAGUCUGUGAGGUAAUAUUUCAGUUGUUCGAAUGGAGUCUGGUGGGUUUGGAGAGAGUGAUAUAACUUCAUUUCCUGUCAGAUAGGCCGUCUGACAGCGAGGUGAAGGUGUACGCUAUAUUAAGAAUAUUUUCAUUGCUUUACCUUGCUGUCAGACGGUCCUUUCUGUAGUGUAUCGCUCUUUCCAAAUACGGCAUGACCGCUUAACUCUGACCCGACUUCCUGCUUCAUCCCCGCCACCAAACUCCUCUCCUCCUGCGAUCCGUUUUGUACGUCUCUGGCCUUAUCUUUAACCUCCUCCUCCUCCUCCUCCUCCUCCUCUUUCCCUCCCCCCUCCUCUUCCUCACUGUCUCCGUUGUAUUUGCUUCCCACGCAAUGCAGCAGCUCUCCAGGUUUACAAAGAGGGAGAGCGGUAAAAAAAAAAAGUUUGUUAUUUUUCUGUUUUUAUUUUUCUCGUUGUCGUUGUUUUUCUUCAUAAAAUGAAUAAAGUUAACAUAUUUUAUUAUACUGAACAAACAAAAAAAAGAAAGGUAUUUUUCUUCACCCGAUUGAAAAUAAGAGACAAAAAUUGUAAUAAAAGAAAAAUUGCUAAA